GUCCCUCAUCCCUCACGAGUAUCUCACCUCCUCUAUAUAUCCUUCCUCAGCAUUCCAUCCAGAGUGAGCACAUCUCCGAUCCUUCCCUCCCUCCUUCUCUCUUUGCUCUCGAAUAAACACAUCAAAGGAAAAGGAAAAGAAAAAAUGGACAAACUUGUAAAAUGCGAUGCAAAUUAUGUGCCACUUACUCCCUUGACCUUCCUGAAAAGGGCUAGCUCUGUGUAUGCUAACCGUACUUCUGUCAUCUACGAGAAUACUCGUUUUACCUGGCUUCAAACAUACGAACGUUGCUGUCGCCUUGCUUCUUCCCUUCGCUCUCUGAACAUCGUCAAGAACGAUGUUGUCUCAGUGCUGGCUCCUAAUGUUCCAGCCAUGUACGAGAUGCAUUUUGCUGUUCCCAUGGCUGGUGCCGUUCUCAACACCAUCAACACCAGGCUUGAUGCUAAAACUGUUGCCACCAUUCUCAGGCACUCUGAGGCCAAGGUGUUGUUUGUGGACUGUCAGUAUGUGCCGCUGGCACGUGAGGCUCUCCGGAUGUUGAUGGGUGAUUCCCACGAGUCUAUUGCAGCCGCCGAGUCCUUAAUUCCACUGGUAAUUGUCAUAGAUGACAUAGACUCGCCCACUGGUGUCCGACUGGGCGAGUUGGAAUACGAGCAAUUAGUUCAUAUGGGCAAUCCAAGAUUUGUCCCUACUGAAAUCCAAGAAGAGUGGGAUCCUAUUUCGCUCAACUAUACAUCUGGCACCACAUCAGAACCCAAGGGCGUUGUUUACAGCCAUAGAGGCGCAUAUCUCAGCACAUUAAGCCUGCUUUUGGGGUGGGAAAUGGGGACUGAGCCUGUCUAUCUCUGGUCUCUCCCUAUGUUCCACUGCAAUGGUUGGACCUUUACCUGGGGUAUCGCAGCACGCGGUGGGACCAACAUCUGUCUACGCAACACCACUGCGUACGACGUGUACCGGAACAUAGCCUCUCACAAAGUGACACACAUGUGUUGCGCACCCAUUGUAUUCAACAUCCUCCUGGAGGCCAAGCCACACGAGCGCCGGGAGAUCGCUUCCCCCGUCCAAAUACUCACAGGCGGUGCGCCCCCACCGGCCUCACUGCUCGAGAAAAUGGAACUCCUAGGCUUCCAUGUAACGCAUGCUUACGGUCUCACGGAGGCCACCGGCCCAGCCCUGGUGUGCGAGUGGCAGGCCAGGUGGAACCAUCUGCCGCGAGAGCGUCAGGCAGGACUGAAGGCACGGCAGGGGAUCAGCAUAUUGACACUCGCCGAUGUAGAUGUGAAGAAUAUGGAAACCAUGGCAAGCGUACCGCGUGAUGGCAAGACUAUGGGGGAGAUUGUUUUACGAGGAAGUAGCAUCAUGAAAGGGUAUUUGAAGGACCCAGAGGCUACAAACAAGGCCUUCAAGAACGGAUGGUUCAUCACAGGAGACGUUGGUGUGAUACAUCCAGAUGGGUACCUGGAGAUCAAGGACAGAUCAAAGGAUGUCAUCAUAUCAGGGGGUGAAAACAUUAGCAGUGUUGAGUUGGAAUCGGUUCUGUACAGGCAUCCCAGAGUUCUGGAGGCAGCUGUAGUUGCAAUGCCUCACCCUCGCUGGGGAGAAAGUCCUUGUGCUUUUAUCGCGGUGAAAGAGAAUGCGGCAGGGAAAACAGAGGAUGUAAAGGACGCUGAUAUCAUUUCCUACUGCCGGAAAAAUCUUCCUACUUACAUGGUUCCAAAGAAGGUGGAAUUUCUUCAGCAGCUGCCAAAAACUUCAACCGGGAAAAUACAGAAAUUCCAACUAAGAGCUUUGGCGAAAAGUUUCCGUGUCCCCGAGAAUUCCACGAGCAAGAAAUCUACCCCAGUCAACAAGGAAACUCCCUUUUACCAACCUCAUGAGCAUAUGCUUGCUUUGUCCCGUCUUUGAGUGAUGAAACUAAAUUAAUUGUUAAUUAAUCCAAGCAAAUACUGGGAAUAAACUACGCUUGUACAUGUACACAGACCCACCGUGGAUUUGUCUUCUAUCUGCAGGCUGCUUGUCAAUGCCAUUGUCUGAGAAAUUAUUUGAUGGAAAUCUUCUUUCCCUGUA
This is a messenger RNA of Theobroma umbraticum, 2067 nucleotides long. Its product is annotated as trans-cinnamate:CoA ligase, peroxisomal-like. The record is from RefSeq and is a predicted model, not a curated record. Lineage: Eukaryota; Viridiplantae; Streptophyta; Magnoliopsida; Malvales; Malvaceae.